AGCUAUCAUAAAAAAAUAAAAGAAAGAUUUGUUAAUCUCAACAAAUAAGAACAAUUUUCAGAAAAUCUUGUAUUUUAUAAUUAUAAAAUGAUUUUAAAAAGUGUAGCAUCUCCUAGCAUUUUUCAUAAGGUUAGACAGUUAGAAUCAUUUUCUAAAACUACACUUUUUGCAAAUUCCUGUAAAUUGUUACAAUUUACUAGAAAAUCUUCUAAUUUUGCCAUUUUUAAGCAAUGUUUAAAUUCUAGUCUGAAUAAAAAUGAAAGACAAUUAUUGAAGCUUCCAAAUACCAUCAUUCUAAAUACAGAAAUAACUCGCAAAACAAGUACAACUGUAAGUGAUCAUGUACGAAUGUGGAUUUUAGAAAAAAUUGCUUCAGCAGCACUUCCAAUUAUAAUACCUGUUGCUUUAACGAUGGAAAAUGUUAUUUGUGAUGGUAUAAUGUCCUUAAUAAUUAUAAUACAUAUGCAUUGGGGUCUGGAAGCUAUUAUUACAGAUUAUGCACGUCCUAGAGUUGUUGGACCACUAUUACCAAGACUUUUGCAUCUUUCAUUGAUUUUCCUCUCAGCAAUUACAUUAUGUGGAUUAUUUUUACUUAUAAAUAAUGGUCCUGGUGUUUCAAAAGCUAUUAAAGAAGCUUGGGCUAUUGGCAAAGAAUCACCUCCUAAUGAUGAUUCCAAUUCUAAUGAAUAAUUUUUUAAUAUAUUAUUAGACAACUUAGAUAUUUAGAGAAUUUAAUUUCUUGUAAAUUAUUCAGAAAUAAAUUAUAUAACUUUAAUUGA
Molecule: messenger RNA, 779 nt
Organism: Apis cerana (Asiatic honeybee)
Lineage: Eukaryota; Metazoa; Arthropoda; Insecta; Hymenoptera; Apidae
Gene: SdhD
Product: succinate dehydrogenase, subunit D
Biological process (GO): tricarboxylic acid cycle; mitochondrial electron transport, succinate to ubiquinone
Cellular component (GO): respiratory chain complex II (succinate dehydrogenase); membrane; mitochondrial envelope
Molecular function (GO): heme binding; ubiquinone binding
Source: RefSeq, a predicted model, not a curated record